GUUUUGCAAAGCAAAAUGGCGGCGCGAGGCUGCGGUGGGGUUUGGCGCCGAGCGUUGCAGUGCGGCCCCGGGGGGUCUUGCUCUGCUUCCCGCCCUUGGCGGGCCGUCGCGUGCAACGCCGGAGGUGGGGCGGUGCCGCUGGGGCUGAGCGGUCUUGCUCCAUGGGCACCGGUUGUGGGUCUGGAAAUUCAUGCACAGAUCACUUCCAACUCAAAACUUUUCUCUGGCUCCCGAGUCCAGUUUGCAGCACCUCCUAAUUCUUUGGUAUCCUUCUUUGAUGCUUCUUUACCAGGAACUUUGCCAGUUCUCAACAGGAGAUGUGUAGAAGCAGCCGUCAUGACAGGCCUGGCACUCAACUGCACCAUAAACAAGAAAUCCUUGUUUGACAGAAAACACUAUUUCUAUGCAGAUCUGCCUGCUGGCUAUCAAAUCACUCAGCAAAGAGUUCCUCUUGCGGUGAAUGGGAGUCUGUCAUACAGUCUCUGCACGGAUAACAAGAUGAGCCAGAUGGUGACCAAAACUGUGAGGAUUAAACAAAUUCAGUUGGAGCAAGACAGUGGGAAAAGUCUCCAUGAUGAUGCAAGGAGCCAGACUCUCAUUGACUUGAACAGGGCUGGAGUCGGCCUCAUGGAGGUUGUAAUGGAGCCUGAUAUGUGCUGUGGGGAAGAAGCAGCUGCAGCAGUCAGAGAGCUUCAGCUUAUUCUUCAGACACUUGGGAGCAGCCAGGCAAUCAUGGCAGAGGGUCAGCUGAGAGUGGAUGCCAAUAUUUCUGUGCAUCACCCUGGAGAGCCUUACGGAGUAAGAACCGAAGUGAAGAAUAUCAAUAGCAUAAGAUUCCUGGCAAAAGCAAUAGACUAUGAAAUACAGAGGCAAAUUAAAGAACUUGAAAAUGGAGGAACAGUUCUCAAUGAAACAAGAGCAUUUGAUUCUAAGCUUGGGUGCACUGUACCAAUGAGAGACAAAGAGGGAAAGCAAGAUUAUCGGUUUAUGCCGGAGCCAAAUCUUCCCCCAUUGAUUCUAUACGAUGCUAAGUCUUUGCCAGCUAAUGUGAACCAUCAGCAAGUGGUAAAUAUCGAUUGGAUUCAUGAGAGACUUCCUGACCUUCCCAGUGUGAAGAGAGCAAAGCUUGUUGAACUGUAUGGGAUUCUUCCUGAACACAGCUUCACCUUAGUGAAUGAAGAUGGAUUAAUGGACUUCUUUGAAGAUGUGGUGAAACAGACCCAGAUGAAGCCGAAGAAAGUGAUCGGCUGGAUUCUGAGUGACCUACUCAGUCAUUUAAAACAACAUUCCCUUACAGCAAAGGAAAGCCCCAUCAGUUCUUUUCUCCUUGCUGACCUUCUGAACCUUCUAGAAAACGGAGACAUUUCUUCUUCAGCAGCAAAGCAGGUGUUUGAGGAACUGUGGAAGGGAGAAGGGAAGACUCCUCUUGAAAUCGUUAAAGAAAAGCAGCUUGAACUGAUACAAGAUCAAGAAGAACUUGAACAGAUCUGCCAGGCGGUGAUUGAUGAACGAGAAAAGGAGGUUAUGGCGAUAAAAGGAGGAAAUGAAAAAGUUAUCAAUAAGUUAAUUGGACUGGUUCGGAAAGCUACACGAGGCCGCGCCAACCCUCUUCUGGUGAAGCAAAUACUAGAGAAGAAGCUGUCAGAGUAGCCACAAGAGAAACUGGCCCAGCUGUCUACAGAAGACGUGCUUCGUUCUGUCUGGUUUGCUGCUAAUGAACGUUGGUGCCUCCUUGUCUGUCAGGAUUUUUUUCCCAGACUGGUUAUGCUUCAAGGAGCAUCAUGUUUUUGCCUUUCCCAGCUGCAUCGGCCAAAGGUGGAUGAGCAAAGGACCACCUCAACAGAAGCCGGCAGUCAUCUUACAUCUCCUUCAUUUCAGUGCAGCAUUCUGAAGUGUCAUUUCCAUAUAGCCAUAGGGAACACGUUCCCAGGAAAAUCUGUGAGUAUACAGAGCUAAGUUGCAUUGGUUAAUUUUGUAGUAGUAAAGCAAGUGUGAAUUCAGCUCUUACAGCUUCCUCUUUGUCAGAAGGGAAAUGCACAGAUCUGGAAUGCAGCAGUCCAGUGGUACAUACUAAUAACUCAAUGUUAAUUAGAGUGAGUACAUUUGUAGCUAAGAUCAAAACACCCAGCAGUAAUUAAGAAUGGCCACAUGUACCUUCAUGCCUAGCAGAAGGAAGAAAAAAAUGCUAGUCCUCAUUCUUCAUGUCUGAGGUAUGGGAAGGGACAAAGGCAGUAGAUGAGUCAGCAGUAGACAUUAAGUGGCUACGUAUAAUUAAUGCCACAUUCUUUGCUUGUCUUCACUUUGUAUGUGUCCAAACAUCUGCUUUGGCUACUCAGUGCUGUUUCAGUCCUGAACAAUUCAUAACUUACGUUUACCUGAGCCUAGGGCUUUAUGCUGUCACUUGGAACCGCAUCCACUCAAUGGAAGUAACUCAGAUAGCUUACUGAGAACUGAGCAGGAUUCAGCUUGGAUCCAGGAUCUGCUCCACUUAUUACUCCUAAGGAGGGUUUUACGUUGUGUUCUGGUUUAUAACUUCCAUUUUGCAGCCCAUAGCUUUAAGCACUCUCUGAAAUCAAAGCUCCUGGAGUUGAGUUCCCAGUCCCACCUCACCAACAUGUUUAAAUCCUUCAGUUGAUCAAACUAUUAACAGGAGACCCAACUGGAGGCAUCCAUUCAAAUUUACAACUAGUAAGAAAAGAAAUCCCAUUUACCAGCAGGAGUUUCUUAAAUCCCUUUCGCAGGCUGCUAAAUGGUACGUUUUAAAGACCACAUUUAUCUCAGACCUCAGUGUUGCUUCUUCAGAAUGGUUUUUGGGGCUAUGCCUGCCUGGCACGUGCUGCCAAAGGAGUGCAGCAGGUUGAGCACUGGGAUUUUUGUCAUCUUCUGCAGAAGUGAAAUUUGCAGCACCUAGUUCAAGCUAGGUUAAUGGCAAUUAAUUCUUACAAGUGCUAACGUGUCUCAAAGAGGAUAUUUCUGUACAAACUGGCUCAAGUUCAACUUGGAACCCUAAAUUGGAAGACAAGUAAAAAGAUGCUUUUCAAAUACAUGUAAUGGAUAAAUGUAUAUCCAUAAUUCAAUAAAAAUAACUACACAGUUCGAGGGAUGUGGCUGUCAAAAAGGAGUAACAUGGUUGCAAUCAAAAUUCCUGACCCUUAAAACAGCACAAAGCCAGGGUUUUCUUGUAGCCUGUCAUUUGCACAAAAACUUUUACUGGCAGUUUCCACAGAUUGAGCAAAAAGCACUAUUUUCUCUUAGCCAGUGGUGUAAGUUUUCAGUCAAUGGAAGGUUGACUGUACAGUCAAUAGACUAUACAGCAAACUUUAAAUUUUAGAACUGGAAUUUUGUUCAACCGCUGCCAUGGCAGGAAGAAACCAGAAGGCACAGGAGGUUCAGAGGUACUGCUGGGUUUAGAAAAACACAGUUGUUUCCAGAAGGUGGUACUCCAAGGUUAAUGCUUUCUGUUGCACAGCUUGAUGGGGCUGUGCCAAGCUGAUCCUUUAGAACAGUGGCUGCCUCUUCAAAAAUAAAUAAAUAAAGGAAAACGCAACAUGGUAUUUGGAACAGUAACAAUUAAGCUGUCUGUAAGAGAGGGAAGGAUCUCCCCUACGGUAGCAUGACUACUACUGGUCUGUUUCUUCAGUGGCUACUGCUUCUUAGCCACUCCUUACCUAAAUAAAUACUCUUUGCUAAUAUAGUACAAAAUCUGUCAAAAAUCACGAGCCAAGUUCCUUACGAGUAUAGCACUGGAUUUACUAUAAAUCUCAAUCUCUUUUAAAAUGGAUAACAGGGAAGAUACAGAGAAACAAUUGUAACAUUCUUCUCCUUCAAGGGAAGGUAAAGAUCAGCCACAGUCUAUGAACUUUGAACUAUAUUAAGAACCAGUCACUAGCUGAAUUUUUAAGUAAGUCUUUUGCAGACGCACAAACUGUAAAUUUCUUUCUGAUAUAAAAAAGCGUUUUGAGUCAAAGGAGAUGAAGAUGGUUAAUCUUUUUAACAUCUGUGGAGGUACCGGCCAUCAGGGUAGAAGUGGUUUUGGUUGAUGGCAACAGAAUGUAGAGAUGAGAACAGGCAGCGUGGCUGGCUUGCUUGAUUCUGACUCUCAUAGCAUCAGCCCUGUUACACAAGCCUGAUUGAAUGAAUACAAUCAAGACAUGAGCCUUCGCUGCUGGCCAAGAACCUGAAAAACCAUCCCAGAUGCCACAGCCACCGCCAUUCUGUGUGCUACAUGGAGCUAAAGGUAAAUCCUAAACAAACACUCCACAACUAAGUGCUGUACAACAGCCUGGCUUAGCUUUGUGUAACAAUAAUCUGCGGAACAUGUUAAAAGACAGAAGCAGCUUCUUAGAAUUUAGUAUCGGCUAUCAUGAAGACAAAUACAAAAAAAAACCACCCACCCCCAAAACCAGCAAGAUCAGGUGGAGCGUCUGACCACAAAGCAUUCAGUAUCAGAACAUUUUGCUGACCCACAGGUUGCUUUAGCAUGCUUGUAUCAAGGCUAGGAAGUUGAGAAUUAAGAUGGAGGCUUUGACCCUAGCUGUUAAGUCUUAUUUAAUUACAGCAGUUCUCCCCUAGCUUCUGAUUGGAGAUGCCAUCUGUGCAACAGCCAUCAGGCAGGGUGAAUUAAGGACAGUUUUGUGCAGAUUUUCAGCAGUAGCCGUUCACAACCAGAGGGCCAAGGAAAGCACUCACAAAUUAAUAGCUGACACCAGACACUGCCAUGACAAUCUCAUCUCAUCGUUGAUGGAGGUCACCCCGAGGCAGAGAGAUGAUACUUGGUGUCCUGUACAGCUGAGGUAUCCCUUACCCAAGGUUGCAGAAGAGGAUGAGAAAGUUGACAAAAAAGAUGCUGGCAGUGCUGAAGCAGUGCAAAAAGAAUUCCUAGCACUCAGCCUUGGCUGCAGAGUUUAAUUUUAACAGCGUUAAAAAUAGAAGCAUAUGAUAGGAACCUUAACUACAAAUUUACUCUCUUAAAAGUAUUCACACUGUAAUGCUGCUGCAGCCCCUCUCCACUCUGCUUGUGGCAUGGUGUCAGCUCCUGCAGUGUUCUCCUUUCUGCUCUGAGCACCCCCCUACUUAUAAAUUUCACAAUCGCUGACCUCAGUGCAGCACCUUCUCAGUAGUUUAUGACCUUGACAGUAAGAGUGGCUUUUUUUCUUUCUUAAACAAGUUUAGUUUUCCACCCACUGUCUAAAACUGCUCAAAAGAAAAGACAGAACCACCGGCUGGGCUUUUCUGCCUUUGCUUCUUGCAUCUACCUUGCAACACUGUUAAAAAUACUCUACAGUUCAUUAUUCUCUGCUACACCUAAUGGUCUUGUAAAGCCAACUUGCAGCAGACAGGAGGUCAAGAUUGAUCCUUCCAAGCACGCAGAAGCUUACCUGCAUUGGGUUGAUUGCUCAAUGAAAGCCUCCCCUGCCCCUGCAAGAAGCUGCAGUUUCAUAUAAUACAGAUACAAAGAGAGAAAUCUAUUACUAAGCAGUGGGAGGAAGGCAAAAAAAUCUAAACUCCUAAGUUGUCAGGGCCUGUGAUUUGCUGCUCCCUUUUCUGCAAUGGCAAAUUUACACUCCAUCCAAAAGUGCCUCUGGGCUAAGCAUGACCAGUAAUCAGGGAUUGCUGUGGCAAGAACAGAAGACUGCCAGCAAUGCUCUCUCUUUUCUGUCUGUGCCCCAGCACAUGGCCCAUAUCAGGCCCUACAGCCCGAUUUUAAACACAACAAAGCAAACCUCCAGCAGGAGAAGGAGUGCUCAGCUGCUGCCAUAAGACAACAUUGACUGGCCUUAGAGGAGCUUACAAAACUAUUACUUUUCUGGGGCUUUAAGCCUGACAGCGUUCAGAGCUGCACUUGGACUCGGAGCAGCACCAAGAGAAAUGAGAGUCCUGGGCACAGGCUGCAGCCAGAAGCACAGAGACCCGAGCCCUCUCUCUCUCCUUGGAGCACAGGCAGGUACCUUGCCUGCGCAAUGGCCAAGCUGCUGUUGCAGCGCUGAGUUGUGUGCGGCUUCAUUGUCCUGGAUUUAACUUAUUAUUUUUUUGGUCUAAAUCCAAGCUAUUUUUAAAGGAGACUGUAAUAAAGUACAGCUGCUGUGGGAUUGGCUUCUUCAGAAAUGUGAGUUUGCAGGUAUUUAGCCCACAAUACAUAAUCGUAUGCAGGCACCCUGCUGACGCGCUGGAGAAAGUUACUUGGUUGAGAAAUGCAGCCUUUGCACAAAAGUUCCAUCAGGGCUUCUAGCCCAGAGCCUUCAGUCUUAAUUUAAUCCAGCUGCCACACAAAGCCAUUAUAAUCAAUGAACAAAAUAAGAUUUGCACAGUCAGCAACAACCACCACUUUAAGUACUACGUGUUUAAGAAUACAAGUAAUGCCUCCUAUUCAUAAAUAAGAGGCUUCCAGCUGAGCAUGUAACAAAUGAAGUAGACUGACGCAGGGCCACAACAUGUUCAGCAAAGCUGAGGCCCCUGAAAAAUUAAGCACGUUUGCUCAGAGCUGGGCCUUCACGGAUCACGAAGUCACCAAACAGUGCUGCAUUCUGCGGCUGCCUUCGCUCCAACAGCCACCACCACUGUCCUGUGUUAUCCAAACACCUCCUUAUGCAAAUCUGACGCUAACAAGGAUCAGGCUUUUUUCCUGUUCUUGGCACAAUUCUGGUCCAGAAUACUAUAGCGCAAUGCUACCCAACUGGGAGGUUUCCACAGGAGACUGUCAUAUUCAUUUUCUCAAGUUUGCUCUGAACCUCUCCUUUUUGGCCGUUAAAUCAGGAUAAACACAAAUGUAAAUUUUCACUGAUUCACACAGUUGUGUGUGCCCCCUGCUAACCUGUGGUGUUUCACCCUCAAUUUUCUCAUUUCUGUAAGCAACCAGAGGGUCAGGAGCCCUCUGUUUCUGCUGAUGAUGUUCAGAAGGUACACAGAAGACGAUGCUAUGCUUACCUCAGUCCGCUCUAGAUGCAGCAGCAGCAUUACUGCACUGGACUGAAGGUAUCAGAGUCAAAAGAAAAGGAGGAAGAAAAUCCUGGUAUUCCAUCCACAACUGCAGAUGCAGUUUAAAUGUUACCAACUUAAUAGGAGCUGUCACAAAAACUGCAGGCAUGACAUAGCAAUUUCAGUAAAUACAGCACAGUAAAUUGCUUAUUAAAUCAAGCUGCCCUCAAACCAGAGCUGUGGCUGCAAAUUCAGAUGAUACAAUGACAUAAUUUAACCACACCAAAUCACACAGCUCCCAUCCUUUUCUUCCCAAUCCAGAGCUUUUAGAGCCUCUUACAGGAGCUAAAAACCUUCCUGAAGCGUAAAACCUUGUGCGAGGCGUAAGCACAGCACUCAAAACGGUAGCAAGCACUUGUGCACCAUGCUAGAGACAGUGCUUCUCUUGGUAAAUAGGACUUAACCUUCUAAACCUAAAUCCUUGGACAGGAGGUGACGCAACAAGUCUGUCUGCCAGUCUUUUCUCUGAAGGAGGAGUCUGUGUAGCUCUCAGGCCCUGUGCCUGGGCCAAGGAGCAUCUGGAGCGGUGCUGGUGGCAGGGACUCCGCUUGGGCACCACCUGCCAGAUGUUCUCCAGUUCCAGGCAAGGCUGCUGCCAAUCCCCAGAGACCACCCCAGCUGCUGGGUGUUUUUCUCCCACUCUGGGAAAUUCACUAACCUUAAUAAAAGCAUCAGAUUGAGUCUGAAAGGCAAAUGCACAAAGCAGUUACAGCAGCACAUCAGUGAACUUAGCCUUCUCGCAAAGUGACAAACCUCAAUAAGAAGGGCAAUAAUGAGCCAGCCAUGCCACAGGAACAUCUCAGGGCAUUCCCACAGCCGAGCACCACCGAGGGAACCUUCUCAUGGCCGCAAGGCAGCAAAGACCAGCAGCCUUCAUGUCAACUCUUCCAAAAUCCAAGUUCAGACGUUACCUGGACAAAUACCUGGAACUACAGCACUAGCAAACAUCUUGCUCGCCUGUAAAAUCCCAUUUUAUUUUGGGGCGCAUGGAGAAAAGAUUAAUUUAAGAUGGGUCAUCAACACAGCACGUGAAUCCCAAGUGAUGUGUAUGCUCAAGGAUCGGUACAUGUGAAGGAUGAUGCUGUUUGGAGCAACACUGCUAAGUGCUUUAUCCCAGUUAUAACAGGAACCGCCUUUGACCAAGAUGCCUCAAUGAAGAGAGAUGGUAUAAUGCAUUAUCUAACUGGAAAGAAGGAGCCUAUUAAACAAGCAUUGGGCUGAAGAACUUACACAGAAAAAGGCAAUUCAUCUUCAAAGGAUCAACAUUUUCAUGAUAAAUCACAGUUCCUGCAUUUUGAAGACAGGCAGAUGCAAUCCUUGCCAAUAUUUUUUCACUGGCUGCUGACAUGGUGCUUCUAUCACAGCUGAGACCUACCUGCAAGUCCAGUUCAGCUCAACAACCAAGAAAUACAGUGUUAAACAUACAGUGGCCAUUUCUGUAGUCCUAAGCUGGGGUUAGUGCACUUCCCCACCUCCUUAUGGGGGCUGACAGAUUCCCCUCUUACAAGGGAACGCUGUGUACAAACACAGUUGCAACCUUUCACCAAGAAGUCUUCCACAUCAUCCUAGUUUUCAGGGGCUAACUUUAUUCCACUGCAGCUCAUAAGGAAAAUCUUUCCAUUCCUCAAAUGUCCGGGUGCUUCUUGGAGCAGUCUACAUUUUAAGAACCCGAAAUAACUGCACAUCCCUGCUAAGUUGAACAUUGCCAUGUCUUUGCACAGUUGUUGAUAACACCAGGUAAAAUGAACAAUCUCAGAAGAAAUCACUCCCACUCAGCAAACAAAGAUUUUUAUUUCAGAAGAGAAACAAAAUGGUUCACAAAGUAAGCUUACUGCCUUAAGCAAUGGUCUGCAGAAUUCUUUUUUUCCUUUUUUUUUUUUUUAAAUAAAUAAAAGAUUUCUUUAAAAAACACAUGUGAUUACCACUGCAAUUUAGCGGUUGAUUCUGAACUGCUAGAAGUUAGCUUAUCACACAGAUUCACUGCUUUUGCUUACAAAGUACCCAGCAGGAGAGGAGUGCAGCACACCCUGGCUCUACACUCACAGUGCCAGAACACUUUCCACACACAAUGACACUGAACCCCUUCAGUAGGUUGAUGAGUCCAGCGUGAAGGACAGCAAUGCAUGUGGGUAGAAGUGAGAGUAGGGGAAGGACCCAUGAUUUCGUCUGGAUGCAGUGAAGUAUUUAUGAGUUAUAUCUUGUCUAUAACAGCAUCGUAGGAAAAAAAUAAAAAAAGGAAAAAGAAAAAA
Tympanuchus pallidicinctus (lesser prairie-chicken) is the source of this 9224-nucleotide messenger RNA. RefSeq names its product glutamyl-tRNA amidotransferase subunit B (gene GATB). Gene Ontology annotation, biological process: mitochondrial translation; glutaminyl-tRNAGln biosynthesis via transamidation. The transcript has 13 exons. The coding region runs from base 16 to 1650 and encodes 544 amino acids. Gene Ontology annotation, molecular function: glutaminyl-tRNA synthase (glutamine-hydrolyzing) activity. NCBI's taxonomy places the organism in Eukaryota, Metazoa, Chordata, Aves, Galliformes, Phasianidae. The record is from RefSeq and is a predicted model, not a curated record.